Molecule: messenger RNA, 1515 nt
Organism: Trichoderma harzianum CBS 226.95
Lineage: Eukaryota; Fungi; Ascomycota; Sordariomycetes; Hypocreales; Hypocreaceae
Exons: 2
Coding region: 7-1392 (461 amino acids)
Biological process (GO): lipid metabolic process; intracellular signal transduction
Cellular component (GO): endoplasmic reticulum
Molecular function (GO): heme binding; oxidoreductase activity; phosphatidylinositol-4,5-bisphosphate phospholipase C activity
Source: RefSeq, a predicted model, not a curated record
GCCAAUAUGACUCCAGAAACGGAAUACACGGCGGACGAAGUUGCUCAGCACACCAAGCCUGAUGACAUAUGGAUGACUAUCCAUGGGGAAGUGUACGACGUAACUAAAUAUGUCAUGGAUCAUCCAGGAGGAAUCGAAGUUCUCUUGGAAGCAGCCGGCACUGAUGCAAGUGAUCCAUUCGACAAUGCUGGCCACUCAGAUGAUGCCUUCGACCUCAUGACCCCUUUCCGAAUUGGGAAAUUGAAAGGUCACGUUAAUAAAAAGUCAAAGAAUCCAAUUCUUUUGCAACCUCCACUCGAGAAGCUUGAUUCUACGAAACAAUCUCAUGGCCUAGCAGGAAUAACCUUGGGAUUUCUUUCGCUGGGUAUUGCGGCAUCGACGUACAAGAUUCUUAAGGGAGAACAUGGUAUUUCAGCCUUGACUCAUGCCCUCUCGAUUUUGUCGAUACCGAUUGCUUCUACACAACCAAGUAACUCAAUUUACUCCAAGGGGUUACUGGGUAGCUCAUUACUCUUAAUGGGCUGUACAGCAUUUGCAAUACGGAAGUCUUUUGGCAUUAUCAUGGGUGAAACGAACUUUAGAACGUACCCAAAUCACCUGAAAGUACCUAAACCGGUGACACGGGAUCCCUUACUUCAAAGGGGUUGGUUGGAUUCAGUGUUAUCUCCCCUACCGUUGGCAAAGAAGAUACUUAUUGCACCAAAUGUAUACCGCUUGGUGUUUUCCCUACCUCAGCCAGAAGCAAUGUUAGGCCUACCAACUGGUCAACACGUCGCUAUUACGAUGAACAUUGAUGGAGAAAAGGUGACAAGGUCUUACACUCCAGUAUCCAAUAACUUAGAUUAUGGUGUUCUGGAAUUACUCGUCAAGAUCUAUCCAGACGGCAAGUUGACUGGUGGCUGUCUUGCCAACCUCCAAAUUGGAGAUGCGGUUCAUUUCAGAGGUCCUAAAGGAGCAAUGCGCUACACCAACGGACUUUGUAAAAAGAUCGGAAUGAUAGCUGGUGGUACAGGCAUAACUCCGAUGUUCCAGCUCAUUCGAGCGAUCUGUGAGAACGACCGUGAUGCGACAGAAAUAAGUCUGAUAUACGCAAAUCACACAGAGAACGACAUUUUACUCAAAGACGAGCUGGAUAAGUUUUCCCGCCUAUAUCCUAAGCUGUUCAAUGUCUUCUACGUCAUUGAGCAUCCAUCAACAACUUGGAACUCUGGAGUUGGCUACAUAACGAAGGAUAUGGCAGCACAAAGACUACCGCUUCCGGGAAAUGAUGUCAAAAUCAUGGUUUGCGGUCCACCUGGUAUGGUCGGCGCAGCCAAGAAAUUUCUUGGAGAGUUGGGCUACGAGACUCCAGGUGCAAACCCGAAGAUGAGCGACCAGGUUUUUAUUUUCUAGAGAGAGUGUGAAAAGCAUAAGACAGCCAUCAAAAAGGUUGUGUGGCAAGAGGUUCUUAUAUUUCUUAUAUAGCGUCCAAGCCUAGCCAAAAGCAUUUCAGUUCUGUAGUUAAUACAUUUUAAA